Branchiostoma belcheri (Belcher's lancelet) is the source of this 460-nucleotide messenger RNA. Its product is annotated as L-selectin-like. The record is from RefSeq and is a predicted model, not a curated record. NCBI's taxonomy places the organism in Eukaryota, Metazoa, Chordata, Leptocardii, Amphioxiformes, Branchiostomatidae. The transcript is spliced from 3 exons. The annotation marks the transcript as partial.
AUGUGGGGAGAGAUGGGCAAGUGCGUGACUGAGUACAACUCUGACCCCUACAUCAACGACGUGCUCGGCUGUAACCCGUCCGGGGGUGUAGCUGCCGUGGCGAACUUGGCCUUCUCAGCCGGGGCUACACGGGACAGGAAAUUCGGCUUUUACAUCUGUGCCACCAGCCACUGCCAACGUGGGAUAUACGAGAGUCGUCGGAGUCUGCGCAACACAGAAGCAGCCUUUGGCUCAGACGGAAGCGGAGACAGGAUUGUGUACACAGUGUGCGCAGGCACUGCAGCUACCCAAUGUCCGAUACUGACUGCGCCAGAUAACGGAGCGCUGAGCCCAGAAGGAGCGAACUCCUACAAUGACGUGGUGACGUUCACCUGUAACCAGGGGUACGAGCUGGAAGGAAACUCUAGUGUGAGGUGCCAGGCGGACCGAACUUGGAGUGGUCCUGUUCCAACAUGCACAG